Messenger RNA from Westerdykella ornata, 576 nucleotides. RefSeq names its product lysozyme. The transcript has 2 exons. NCBI's taxonomy places the organism in Eukaryota, Fungi, Ascomycota, Dothideomycetes, Pleosporales, Sporormiaceae. The record is from RefSeq and is a predicted model, not a curated record. Gene Ontology annotation, biological process: cell wall macromolecule catabolic process; peptidoglycan catabolic process. The coding region runs from base 1 to 576 and encodes 191 amino acids. Gene Ontology annotation, molecular function: lysozyme activity.
AUGCAUGCCAAAUCUCUCUUCCUCAUCGGAGCCUCCAUACUCUCGUCUGUCUCUGCGAACCCCGUCGAACUUCGUGCUUGCACCGGGCCCAAUGUCAAUUCCGCUACGAUCGCACUGAUUAAGGAGUUUGAAGGCUUCGUGCCUAGCCCUUCUCCGGAUCCGAUAGGUCUGCCAACUGUCGGUUACGGGCAUUUGUGCCAGACGACAGGUUGCUCGGAGGUCCCCUAUUCCUUCCCCUUGACGGAGUCAACGGCGACGCAACUCUUGAUGUCGGACCUCAAGUCUCCGCAGCAAACCAUAACUCUUAAGACCACUUCAAAUGUGGUGCUCAACGCGAACCAAUAUGGCGCUCUUGUGUCAUGGGCGUUCAAUGUGGGCCCUAGCAACGUUCAAUCUUCCACUCUCCUCAAACGUCUCAACGCUGGCGAAAGCCCCAACACUGUUAUUGCAGAGGAGCUUCCGAAGUGGAAUAAAGCUGGUGGACAGACGCUCCCGGGACUCACACGAAGGAGGGCGGCCGAAGUAGCUUUGGCGCAGACACCGACGAGUGUGAAGGCUCUUCCGGCUUGCAGCUGA